CAACCAAAACGUGAAGAGCAAUAAUUCCUAGCUCUGCUCUCACCCCCUUCUCUUUACAAAAAUGGCACCAGAGCUCUUCUUCUGCCAUUAUAACAAUUCUUGUAAGUAGAACAUUUGUCCCCCUCCAAAAAAAAAAAGGGACAAGAAAGGAAGAAAGAAGAAGAAAAUGUAUGAUACAUUUCUGGCUAGGAGCUUCAGCAAGCAUGAGCAGAAGAAGUUAGGAUAUGGAGCAUUUGCUGCCUGUUUCCUCAUUGCUUUGAGCUUCUGCACUGUCUUCAAGCCCUACUUGGGCCCUCUUCCCGUCCUGAAUUUGAGGUUGUCGAUCAUGGGAGCUGGUCAUAAAAUGCUUGCAGUUGAAGAAACAACAAUCCCUUCUCAUAAGCAAGAAACUGUCAGAGAAAAUGUGACAGCAAGAGCCGAGUUGAUGGUCGACAGUGGAAAAUUUGAAGAAAUCCUGACGAUGAAACCAGUGGAAAGCGCGAGGAUGAUAUGCAACACUACAGAUUGCCGAGAAAAGGCUGCAGAAAACGCAAUGGUAAAGUCGGAGCCGGGAUGCAAUUCUACGAACUGCAGGGGACAUGCUGCAGAAACCGUGGAAAAGGCAAAGGGAGUGAAACCAUUGUGCAACAUUACAGGGCCAAGAACUAACUUCUGUGACAUGAAGGGCGACAUCCGGAUCCAACCGAGCUCCUCCUCUGUUUUCGUGGUUUCCUCGGAAAUGGACGUAUCACAAGAGAACCAAGAUUCAUGGAAGAUUAAACCGUAUGCGAGAAAAGAAGACAGGCAGGCGAUGAGUUCUGUCAGAGAAUGGUCGGUGAAAUCAGUAUCAGGUCGAGAAAACAUCCCUCAGUGCACUCGGAACCACUCAGUUCCCGCAGUCCUUUUCUCCACCGGAGGGUACUCAGGGAACCAUUUCCAUGACUUCACCGACAUUGUUGUCCCGCUCUACCUGACCUCAAGGCCGUUCGAUGGGGAAGUCCAGUUUUUGAUCACGAAUAUGCGUCCCUGGUGGAUUAACAAGUUCAGGCAGAUCCUAGAGAAUUUAUCUCGAUACGAAAUUCUUGAUAUCGACAGUGAGUCGGGAGAGGUGCAUUGCUUCCCUAGCGUGGCCAUGGGUCUCAAGCGUCAUAAAGAGCUUAGCAUCGACCCGUCUAGGUCCGCCCACACGAUGAAGGACUUUAGGGAGUUCCUAAGAAAAUCCUAUUCUCUGAAGAGGAGAUCAGCUAUUAGGAUAAGACAGGGGGAAAAUAAAACCAAGCCCCGUCUCUUGAUCGUGUCGAGGAAGCGGACACGGUCAUUCACAAACAUAGACAGGAUCGCUAGAAUGGCCCGGGGGCUGGGGUUUGAUGCGGUGGUUGCAGAGCCGAGCAUGAACGUUCAGAAAGUCGCGGAGCUCGUGAACUCGUGUGACGUAGUGAUGGGAGUCCAUGGGGCCGGGCUCACCAACAUCCUGUUCCUUCCUGACAAUGCAGUGCUCGUACAGAUCGUGCCGCUCGGAAAUGUGGAGUGGAUCUCGAGGGCUUACUUCGGGGAGCCCUCGAAGAGCAUGGACAUAAGUUACUUGGAGUACAAGCUAAGCUUGAAGGAGAGCACCCUAAUAGAACAGUUCCCACUUGAUCAUGUUGUGUUCAAGGACCCUUAUGCAUUCCAUAAGGGCAAUUGGCUAGCAUUUAAGUCGGUUUACUUAGAUAAACAAAACGUGAAGCUCGACGUGAAGCGGUUUAAGCCCACGCUACAAAAGGCCCUCGAGCUUCUUCUCGAGCAUACGAACCGCUCCGUUAGGUAAUUCUAUACGUCACCGGUGCAAAGGACUUCUCCAUCAACACGCUAGGGUUCCCUCCUUCUCUGUGCCGAUCAAAGUCGUCGGAUUCUCUUAGACAUUGGCUUAGGCAUAGUCACAUUGCAAGAUCCAGAUGGCUGAGGUUAUCAUCCAAAAGAUCCCGUCAUGUUAGAUUCGGAUACCGGGUACAUACUUGUAUGUAAGAGGCGAGAUAUGUGUAUCAAAAUUAAAAGAUUUCCGAACAAGGUGAUCAUAAGAUGAUUUAUUUUUUUCCCCUCCAUGUUUUUCUUGGUCGAGUUAUACGGUGACUGUCGGUGGUUCAAAGAUUUGAUUAUGAACUUGGAAUUGACAUUUGGGGAGA
Messenger RNA from Punica granatum (pomegranate), 2141 nucleotides. The record is from RefSeq and is a predicted model, not a curated record. Lineage: Eukaryota; Viridiplantae; Streptophyta; Magnoliopsida; Myrtales; Lythraceae.